AAACCUGUUGCUAAAUAAUUCGAUAUUCUUCGUCAGAUUCGCGUCCGCCUCCCUUCCCCAUAAACAGAACUGCAAGCGAACAAGUUUUGCUCAGUUGAUUCUUCUUUUCCGUUAUUAUCACCAGAAUGGUGUCUCCACAUGCAUUAACGUAAAUUAGUAUCGGUUUUAAGUUCAGUCGUCAGCCACCGCAUCUCGCGAACAGAAGUGGCGCCUUAAGGCUGUGCGUGAAGAUGGUUCACCCGUUCUUGAUGGUCGUGAUCGUGACCUUGUUUGUUGUAUCUUUGAUCCAAGCUGCUGCUUUGGCGGGCAAUGAAGCCGAUUCUCAGCUGAAAGUUGUCACCGAAUCCAACAAUCAUGCAACCGAUGAAUUUAAUUGGAGCUACCAACUGAGUGACGGGCGGGAAGUGCGGUCGAACGCUUAUAAGAAGACCUUGCCUGACGGUCGAGAGGUUCUAGUAAUAAACGGGUUGUACAGCUUUGUGGCGCCCAACGGAGUCAAGUACACUGUGUCCUAUUAUUCGGACGAAGACGGAUAUCAUCCAACUGUGAUCGUUGGUGAUGAACCCCUGUUUCCAGAAGGUCCACAACAUAUUGACCCAAAAGUAUUGGCUUCGUUGAUUGGAUAAACUACUAGUAUAACAUAUUAUUUAACAUAGAAAAUAAUCAAUACAAACUUAAACGAAGCUUAAGUAUCAAUAAACUUAUUUAUACAUUUCGCAGUGGUUGAGGAACCCGGCAUACGAGGAAGAUGCA
Messenger RNA from Aedes albopictus (Asian tiger mosquito), 753 nucleotides. Its product is annotated as larval cuticle protein 9. The transcript has 3 exons. Lineage: Eukaryota; Metazoa; Arthropoda; Insecta; Diptera; Culicidae. The record is from RefSeq and is a predicted model, not a curated record. The coding region runs from base 231 to 626 and encodes 131 amino acids.